UAAUGCCAGCUACAUGCUUGGUGGCUAUUGGCAGAGGAGGUGACCUUGCAGGUCAGCUAAGCAGCACUAGAAAUGCUUUGAUCUAAUCUAUACCAAUCCAGAGACAGCUAUUCUAACAAGAGCGGCUGGAGAGGUCUCUCUGUGUAUGGGAUGCUGAUUUGCUUCCAGAGAGCACCGGGGAAAGCAUGGCAGUGGGCUUCGAUGCAAUGUUGGCUCGGAUCAAGGAUGUGUGUAAAAGAAAUGGCUUACUUAUUCUCUCGGUCCUAUCCGUCAUCAUUGGAUGCCUCCUUGGAUUCUUCCUCAGGACCAGGCGCCUCUCCCAACAGGAAAUUAGUUAUUUCCAGUUUCCUGGAGAAUUGCUGAUGAGAAUGCUGAAAAUGUUGAUUCUACCUCUGGUUGUUUCAAGCUUAAUGUCUGGGUUAGCAGCUCUUGAUGCCAAGACAUCUAGUCGAUUAGGCAUUAUUACAGUCACUUACUAUCUCUGGACUACUUUUGUGGCCGUCGUUGUGGGCAUCGUUAUGGUCUCCAUCAUCCAUCCUGGUGGGGCAGCCCAGAAGGAGAACACUGAGGAAAGUGGGAAGCCAAUCAUGAGCUCAGCCGAUGCAUUAUUGGACUUAAUUCGGAAUAUGUUCCCUGCAAACCUUGUUGAGGCCACUUUUAAACAGUACCGAACCAAAAGCAUCCCUAUUGUCAAAGCUGAGAAGGCAGUAUCUGACAGCACCACUCGCCGAAUAAUAAUCUAUGGGGUCCAAGAUGAAAAUGGAUCUAACAUCCAGAAUUUUGCCUUGGAUAUCACACCACCACCAGAAGUGAUUUACAAAUCAGAGCCAGGCACCAGUGAUGGCAUGAAUGUGUUGGGCAUUGUAAUAUUCUCUGCUACUAUGGGAAUAAUGCUAGGCAGAAUGGGUAACAGCGGAGUUCCCUUGGUCAGUUUUUGCCAGUGUUUAAAUGAAUCUGUCAUGAAGAUAGUGGCUAUUUCUGUAUGGUAUUUUCCAUUUGGAAUAGUCUUCCUAAUUGCUGGUAAGAUCUUGGAAAUGGAUGAUCCAUCAGCUAUUGGAAAGAAGCUCGGCUUCUAUGCCAUUACUGUUGUGUGUGGCCUGGUGGUCCAUGGUCUUUUUAUUCUGCCAAUGAUGUACUUUUUCAUCACCAAGAAGAACCCCAUCGUCUUCAUCAGAGGGAUUCUUCAAGCCUUGCUUAUUGCUUUGGCCACAUCAUCCAGCUCAGCCACUUUGCCUAUAACCUUCAAGUGCUUGUUAGAGAAUAACCACGUGGACAGAAGAAUUGCCAGAUUCGUACUCCCCGUGGGGGCCACAAUCAAUAUGGAUGGGACUGCCCUUUAUGAAGCAGUGGCCGCCAUUUUCAUUGCUCAAGUAAAUAAUUAUGAGCUGGACUUUGGACAGAUCAUCACCAUAAGCAUCACAGCGACGGCUGCCAGCAUAGGUGCAGCUGGGAUCCCACAAGCUGGUCUUGUGACCAUGGUCAUUGUCCUGACAUCAGUGGGUCUGCCUACAGAUGACAUAACUCUAAUAAUUGCUGUUGAUUGGGCAUUAGACAGAUUUCGCACAAUGAUCAAUGUUUUAGGGGAUGCUCUUGCAGCUGGCAUAAUGGCACAUAUCUGCAGAAAAGAAUUCACCAAAGAUGGAUCUGAGGUGCCUUUGAUUUGUGAACCAAAACCCAUUAGUAUCCACCAGAUCAUGUACCAGAGAAAUGGUUGUGUGAAAAGCAUGAAUGAGCCACAUGGAUCUGAGUCAUCAAAGUCAUUACACCAUCACAUACCUAUCCAAGUGGAGGAAGAAGAAAUUCCCACAGAAACUCAUACAGAGAAAUGCUGCAGUAAAGACCACUGUACUAUUGAAAUCAAUGAAUUGGAGACCAAUGUGUAGCUGUUACUUCUGCUGUUGUCAGAAAUCUAAAGACUACCUCAUAGCUGGAGUUGGGAGUCAGCCUCUUGCCUUGAAUAGGAAAGCAUGGAAUGACUGCCAUAUACAGACUGAGGCUGUGAGGCCAGCUGUGAACAUCUGCGAAGAAGGAAAAUGGUUGGGACUUUUUCAAUGAACAGGUUGGUUUUGUUAAAACAAAAAUGAUAAAGGAGUCAUUUUCUUUGGACAAGCUGAUGCGAUUCCAUCUCUAAUGCACUUCAGAAAUCCCUGAUCCCAACAAUUUCCCAGUGGUCACAUUCCUUUCAUUGUACUGAUUGUGAAGAUAAUCCUUUGGUGUUCAAUAAUGCCAUGUUUGAUUCAUCAUAUGUAGCUUCUAAAUGGACUUGUCAUAAUUGCACUGACUUUUUAACCUCAAUCAAUGAAUAUUUUACAUUUAUGUGAUUAACACAGCAGUAAACUGAAGAGAAAUCUAUCCUAGCAAUAGUUUAGGAAAUUGUUUCCUAUUUGGAAAAGAAUCUUAUUUUUAUAAGUCUAGCCAACUGUAAUGGAGAAAAUCCAUUUUAGUCCCAACUAAAGUAGACUUUUUGAAGUAAAUGGUAUUUACAUUAGCAUAAGAAAUUGGGAGCCCCCAGUGGUGCAGCGGGUUAAACUGCUGAGCUGCUGAAUUGGCUGACCAAAAGAUUGAUGGUUCAAACCUGGGGAGCGUGGUGAGCUCCCACUGUUAGCCCCAGCUUCUGCCAAUUUAGCAGUCUGAAAACAUACAAAUGUGAGUAAUUCAAUAGGUACCACUUCAGUGGGAAGGUAACGUCCCUCCAUGCAGUCAUGCCAGCCACGUGACCUAGGAGGUGUCUACGGACAAAACUGGCUCUUCAGCUUAGAAAUGGAGAUGAGCACCACCCCCCAGAGUCAGACACAACUAGACUUCAUGUCAAGGGGAAAGCUUUAUCUUUACCUAAGAAACUGCAUUUAUUUCAGGGAGUCUACUGUAGAAGUUUAUCCCAAUUUUUGAACCAACUGCAGCUCUGUUUGAGCCAGAGUAGAUUAUGUGUAAUGUUAAAUAUAGCUUAUUGAAAUAAAUCAACAUACAAUUGUUAUUUGUCUUGGCUUAUUUCAAUAAACUAUAGCUAACACUAAUCACAAUUUCUUAAUUGGUCAGAACCAAUAACAUGGUUUUGUAAAAACAGAAGUGGAAGCUUAAAAUCUCUUCUCUGGGACUCCUUCAAUGGAGAAAAAGGGAUGAUGUAGUGCAUAAUACACUGCUCAUGUACUGUAGUGUGUGAGCUGGAAGCUGGAGUUCGCUGCUCCUUGUGAAUUCAGCCAAAGUUGCCAUGUGGCAAUUACUCUUGGUUGCAACAUUACUCCACAUAUUAUCCAUUGUUCAGCUUCAACAGUCAGAGUACCUAACAUACUGAUUGCAUAGCUCCAUUCUUUUCAGUAGUUAAACUCUAUAUAGCUCUUCUUCUAUAAUUCUAUUGAUGUAACAAUAAUGUAAGUAUUGAUUAAACAAAAAAAGAGUUGUGUACAUUAGAGAUUCUCAAAACAUUGACAUUUAUAAAAAAAAGUUGCAACCAACAGCAUUUGUUACUUGGUUAGGGUUUUUAUUUUUCCAAUUUUCUAAAGUGUUGAAUGUUUUUCUUGUCACUUUUGUUGUUAUCUCCUUUGAGAACUAAUAAGAGUUCUGUUUAAGGAGUUUGCUAUUUGAAGGAGGUCUCAUUUUGGGAGAUUUUUCAAGUGGAUAGUAAGCCACACUCUACAAAUAGCCCAUCAUUUUUGCCUUCCAAGUGCCAGAUACAUGCUUCUUUUUCAUUCUUCCUUCCCUCCAAGCCCUAGCACUAUAGCAGUUAGUCUGGACAAUGAGAACCCAUGGUGCUAAAGAAGAGUACAUAAUGUUCUCUCACUUGUAUAGAGUGUACAUAUUGUGAUCUUUCUUUGCCCUUUUAUUUUUAUUAAUAUAGACUUUGUGCUUUGGGACCAGACUAAACACAGGCUGGGAACCAAUAUAUAUCACUGCGUUGCAACUUCAUUUUGAUAUUGUUCCAUUAUAAGGUUCCAAUCAUGUUUAUCUUUAGACUUGUGUCUCUGAAUUAAAACCAUAUUUUUAUCUCCCUCGCACCCACUCAAUCAGUCUUUACCGUGGAUGGCCUUCCUUUAGGUCCUAUCCAAACAUCCAGACACACAGUCCUGUGCUUCCAAGAAGGAGGUGGCUCCAUUUGACGUUGGAGCAGCAUGAUGUAGGGGACAGGACACAGUGCUUCAGUGGUUCAAUAGCCUGUGCCAAUUUCACAGUCUAUUUGUUGGACAUAGAGGCCAAGAGACCUCUACUCUUAACACAUGUGAUGGUGUAAAUUUUUGGAUUGAGAUUGAGGGGACCCAAAUUGAAUCUGGAAACACAUCAGCUAGGAUUGGUCCGUUUGCUGUUGCUCAGUGAGUCUAUCAUCACAAGGGUGUCUGUGAUUAUGAUAAACCAUGGAAAUGGGGAUAGCAUGUGCCACCUCAACAGUAUUGAAAGAAAGACACAAUGAAAAUAUAGUAAGUAAACAUUUGAUAAAUGUAGCUUUCAUUUAUGUUACAGUGUACACAUGGCAUAAUUCUCUGCUAUGUAAGUCUUUUUAAAGUACACGAACCUCUUUCUCUCUUUUUUGGUGUUGGGCAGAAUUGCAAAGAAGCUCUGUAGGGUUAUAAACAGUGCCCUUCAUCAGCAGACCCCGAUGUAGGGCUGCAUUCUGGAGCUAUGUCUGCAAGUGAUAAUUCUUUGGGGUGCCAUGUUUGCACUGGAAACAUGGCUUCUUCCAGAUCUGAAAGGUAUUCUCCUGUUCAGUGCCUGCUUUGCAGAAGGGACAUGGGUCAUGGAAGAUGUCUUUCUGUUCAGUUUGCAUUCGACUUCACCCAUUGAUCUGCGUGUCCUUGUGCAUUUCUGUUUUCUCCUCUUUCUCCUACCUUGGAUUCUGCUACUCAGUACGUUGGCAGUCUGCUGUUCUCUCACCCCUGCCUUAUUCCUUCACUGGAGAGAGGAAGAGAGUUUUAUGUCAUACAGUUCUGAGAAAAAGUCAGAGCCAUUUGGAGGAAAGGGGAACAGUUCCAUCAUCUCCACCAUAUGCAACUGAUUUGAUUUUGAUUGGAAUUUGUUCUGGUUGCUGGCUUUUGUUUUCUAUGCACACACACACUCAAACACAAAUGGCUGGGCGACUUGAGUGUUCUUGUUCUCUUGCUCUCUCUUGUCUUCCUCUCUUGAAUCCUUAAAUUAUAAAAAAAAUCCCACAGUAUUAACAGUUCUACAAACAAUGUAAUUAUUAUCUGUGUUUUCGAUGGAAAAUGUUUUUAAUAAACAUGCCAUUGUGAAA
This is a messenger RNA of Anolis sagrei ordinatus, 5221 nucleotides long. RefSeq names its product solute carrier family 1 member 7 (gene SLC1A7). Lineage: Eukaryota; Metazoa; Chordata; Lepidosauria; Squamata; Anolidae. Gene Ontology annotation, biological process: L-glutamate transmembrane transport. The record is from RefSeq and is a predicted model, not a curated record. Gene Ontology annotation, molecular function: L-glutamate transmembrane transporter activity; neutral L-amino acid transmembrane transporter activity; glutamate:sodium symporter activity. Gene Ontology annotation, cellular component: plasma membrane.